Molecule: messenger RNA, 774 nt
Organism: Penicillium riverlandense
Lineage: Eukaryota; Fungi; Ascomycota; Eurotiomycetes; Eurotiales; Aspergillaceae
Gene: rip1
Product: ubiquinol--cytochrome-c reductase catalytic subunit RIP1
Exons: 4
Coding region: 1-774 (257 amino acids)
Biological process (GO): mitochondrial electron transport, ubiquinol to cytochrome c
Cellular component (GO): membrane
Molecular function (GO): 2 iron, 2 sulfur cluster binding; quinol-cytochrome-c reductase activity
Source: RefSeq, a predicted model, not a curated record
AUGUCGCUCUCCGCCACCUCCACCACUCUGCUGCGCACCUGCGCCCGCCAGCAGCUGCCCACCGCUCGGGCCGCGGUCGCCUCCUGCCAGCGGAGGGCCGUCUCGGACAAGUCGUCCUUCGACAGCCCCUUCGGCAGCUCCCAGGAGUACACCUCGACCCUGAAGAUCCCUAAUUUCGGCAAAUACUCCUCCAACAAGUCGCCUCGCUCCAACCAGGUCUUCUCCUACUUCAUGGCCGGGUCCCUCGGUCUGGCCUCUGCCGUCGGUGCCAAGGCUACCGUGCAGGAUGGCAUUGUGGCUGGACUCGCACCACCCGAUCGGCACAUUUCGCUAACUCGCACAUUCUCUCCAGACUUCCUGGUCAACAUGUCCGCCUCCGCCGACGUCCUGGCUCAGGCCAAGGUUGAGGUCGCUCUCGGCGCCAUCCCGGAGGGCAAGAAUGUUAUCAUCAAGUGGCGCGGCAAGCCCGUCUUCAUCCGCCACCGCACCCAGGAUGAGAUCACCGAGGCCCGUGAGGCUCAAUGGCAGGAUCUGCGCGACCCCCAGUCCGACGAGGACCGCGUGCAGCGGCCCGAGUGGCUGGUCAUGCUUGGUGUCUGCACCCACCUGGGUUGUGUCCCCAUCGGCGAGGCCGGCGACUACGGCGGCUGGUUCUGCCCCUGCCAUGGCUCCCACUACGAUAUCUCCGGCCGUAUCCGAAGGGGCCCUGCGCCUCUGAAUCUGGAGGUUCCUCAGUACAACUUCCCCGAGGACGAGACCCUCGUUAUCGGGUAA